Linum trigynum is the source of this 6261-nucleotide messenger RNA. NCBI's taxonomy places the organism in Eukaryota, Viridiplantae, Streptophyta, Magnoliopsida, Malpighiales, Linaceae. The record is from the annotation of a GenBank genome assembly.
UCUUAUAAUUAUCUUAUUAUGCUAAAUUAAUAUUUUAUAAUGUUAUGUGCACUAUUAGGUUGAUGAUUUAUCUAAAUCAAUAUUUGAUGAUAUUAUAUGUGUUAAUAGGUUGAUGAUGUAUAUUAUUAUACUAAGUUAAAAAUUGAUGAUGUAAUGAUCAUACUUUAGUGAACUAGAAUUUCAAAUGUCAACUUUUGGUUUAUCCUCAUCGAAUUCCUUCUAUUAUAGUCGGGUUGCGGGUUGGUCGGGUUACGGGUUCGGGUUAGUCGGGUUGCGAGUUGGUCGGGUUGCGGGUUGGUCGGGUUGCGGGUCGAUCGGGUUGCGGGUUGGUCGGGUUGCGGGUUGAUCGGGUUGCGGGUCUGGCGGGUUACCGGUCAUUGACUUUUAGUCAAAUAAGGUUGCGGGCGGGUUGCGGGUCGGGUUGAUCGGGCGGGUUACUCGGGUCGGGUUACAUUUUGACAGCUCUACUUGAAACCAACAAACCCUUUUCGCCGACCUCCGUCAUCCCUAACGUUGCCUCUCUACACGACCUCGCCAUCUCUUGUUGUGUAAUCUUUAUAUAAUUUUCUUAUUCAAGAUAUACUUACCUUUGAUUUUACUCAAGGUACGAUAGAAACAACUAUAUCUUACUUUGAGUACGAAAAUUAUAUACAGACCUUGAUUGACCGUAAACUGGAGUAUGAUACUAUACGUCUAUACCCUAACUCUUGUUGAGUGAACCCUAGAUAUUAGUUAUAUAAAUCAUAUACCUUAAACCCCAAAAUGGUGCAUGUAAUUUGUUGCCUAUAUUUUGGCGACUUGUGACUGUCGAUUGUUAUUUCUAAUCAAAUUGAUUUUAGCGUAUGAGAUUUAUAGAACUAAAGACCCAGAUAUUCAUCUUUAAGGAUUAUGGUACAAUCCCAUGUCCCAAACUCCGGUCAAUUUAAAGUCUAGAUAUAAUUUUCUUACUCAAGAUAUACUAUAACAUUUAAUUUUACUUAACUUACAAUGAAUAUAUAUAUAUAUAUAUGAAAUAACAAUGUAGGUGUUUCUUAACCCACGAGUAUCCAGGCACUAGUGAAUAUCUGUUAGACUGAGUUGAGUUUUCCCUUUUAUAACCCAAUAAAUAUUUGGGUAAUGACUAUUUAUUAGCCAAACUUUUUUCUGGUUUUUUUUAUUAGUCAAAUCUCAAUUCUAUCGAAAUACUAAGAAUUAGCCAAAUAUUAACUUUCAGUUAGCAAUUUUGUUAAUAAUAUUGACUUGGAAGAGACCGAGACCGGGCCCUUUUAUCAUGACUUCCGCUCGUUAUGAAGGUCAACAUUCUAAAAGUUUUGUAUUUUAACUAAGAAAUGAGUUUCAAAAUGAUUAACGAUAACGUAAAAAUGACUAAUAUUUUGAUGCAUUACGAAAGAUUUAGCUAAUUAAUAAUAUUUUAAUAAUCUUAAAUAAUAUAAAAAAAUUUAAAAAAAUUUAGAUAAAAAAUAGACAUUAUUCUAAAUAUUUUAUCUCAUAGGUUAUCAUAUCGAAAUCAAACGGUGUAACAUAUCAGUCAAACGACCCUUACGUAACUUAUGCAACGGCGCCGUUCGACGAAAUCCCUUUCCUACCCUUCUCUAGAAGCAUUAAUAACGAAUUCAAGGUAUCGAAAGCAAAAAGCCAACAACCCACCGGAAAUGCUCUGCUCCCCGAUACCUUCCUCAGUCUCUUCUGAGUCCGACCCGAAAACCCUCCUCUGCAAUUGCAACCCAAAUCAAACACUGAGAAAUGGAGGACCAACCGGCGGGCAGUCCAGCGGCGGCGACGCCUGGUGCGGAUGCACAGCCAUCCGCGGAUGCACCAUCGUCACGGCGACGAGCUGGAGGGCUGAAAAGGAAGGCCAACUCGCUGUCGACCUCCACCUCUUCCUCCUCCACUCCUUCCAAGCGGAUGACCCGGGACCGAGAGAAAGCGGCGAUGUCGCUCUCCCUCGCUCAAAUUCACAAUGGCCCGUUGACUAGGGCAGCCCGACAUGGUCCCAGCACCUUCGGCUCUUCCUCCGGUGGCCGUGGGGCUGCUGGCGGCGUGAAGCUCGAAGAGAAGGAAAGGGUUGGUUUGGCGGCGGCGAUGGCUGCGGCAGCGGCAGAGGAGGAGGAGGAGGAGCGGAACAAAUUGGAGGAGCUGGGGAAGAAGAUUGAGGCGGAGUUUGAAGCUGUUAGAUCUCGGGAUUCUAAUGCUCAUGUGGUACCUAAUCACUGCGGAUGGUUUUCAUGGACAAAAGUUCAUCCUCUUGAGGAGCGUGCAUUGUCAAAUUUCUUCAAUGGGAAGUCUCCUGAUCGAACUCCUGCCACAUACAUGGAGAUACGUAAUUGGAUUAUGAAGAAGUUCCACACGAACCCAAAUGAACAGAUCGAGUUAAAAGAUUUAUCCAAUCUUGAAUUCGCAGACUUGGAAGCAAGGCAGGAAGUUCUAGAGUUCUUGGAUUACUGGGGAUUGAUUAAUUUCCACCCUUUCCCACAAAUGCCUGAUAAUUCUGAAAAUUCAGAGGAUGCGGGAACAACGACAAGCGAUUCAUUACUUGAGAAGUUAUUCCGGUUUGGACCUGUUCCAUCAUGUGCAGAUGUUGCUCCCAAGCCUAGCUCCUCGACUACAUCUGUGUCAUCAGGAUUGUUUCCAGAUUCUACAAUUGCAGAAGAGUUGCUUCAGCCCGAGGGACCAUCAGUUGAGUACCACUGUAAUUCUUGCUCAGCUGAUUGCUCUCGCAAGCGCUACCACUGUCAGAAGCAGGCAGAUUAUGAUUUGUGUGCUGAUUGCUUUAACAAUGGGAAGUUUGAUCCGGACAUGUCGUCCUCAGAUUUUAUUCUCAUGGAGCCUGCGGAGGCUCAUGGGCUCAGUGGAGGAAAGUGGACAGAUCAAGAGACCCUGCUUCUUCUCGAGGCAUUGGAAAUUUAUAAAGAAAACUGGAAUGAGAUUGCAGAGCAUGUUGCAACAAAGACAAAGGCUCAGUGUAUCUUACACUUUGUCCAAAUGCCAAUUGAGGAUUCUUUUUUGGAUUCUAACAAUGUGGAUGACACGGCGAAGGAAGUAGCUGACACAAGUGCAACAAAUGAAACUGCCCCUGAAACCAGUAAUGUUAAAACUUGCUCAAAAGAGGACCAGGUUCAGACUUCUCCUAUGGAGACUUCAAAACCAGAAGAUACCAUUGAAGUGAAAGACAUUUCUGAGAAUGGAAGUGAAGGAAAGGAAUCCGCUCCUCAAGUUGCGAAAUCAGAUGCUGAUGAAGGGAAAGAGAUUUCAGAAACUCCGAAACCCGAUGCUGGUGACGGAAAAACUCGUGAAGACGAUGUUGCAUUUAGAGCUCUAACAGAAGCAUUUGAGGCUGUUGGUUAUGCAUAUAGUCCUGGCUUAUCGUUUGCUGAAGUUGGAAAUCCAGUCAUGGCUAUGGCAGCAUUUUUUGUCAGAUUGGUUGGAGGAGAUGUUGUUUCAGCUUCUGCUCGCAUUUCUCUAAAAUCAGUGUCAAGCAGUUCUCCCGGACUGCAGCUUGCAACACGACAUUGCUUUCUUUUGGAAGAUCCACCAGAUACCAGAAAAGAACAAGGAGAUGGUGAUUGUGAUGUGGCUGAGAAGACUGAACAGCAUGAUGCUCCCAUUGGAAACCAGGAUGAUAAGAAUGAGUCAGUAAAUACUGCCACUCCGGAUCCAGAUGUUUUGGUAUCAGCAAGUGACCUGGAUAAUGAUAAAAACAAGGUUUCUUCCACAGACAAAAACAAAUCGGUAGAUUUUCCAAAUGAUGAAUCCAAUGAAAAGGAAAAGACUACAGAAGUAGGUCUUGGAGUCAGUCAAGAGGGAGGUGGAGCUAAUGUGUCAAAGGAAGUAAGUGUUUCGGACCAACCACUCGACACGGAGGAGGAAUUGCAUGAACCACAACCAAUGUCAGAAUCCUCUCCAGAGCCUGUGAAGAAGCAAGAUUCCUCUCCAGUGACCGUGAAGGAGCAAGAAGAAGGAUCUUCUGCUGUUGAUCAUCCUCAGGUUAAAGUGAUGGGUGACAAUGUGGAGGUGGUGUCUAGUGCAGAGAAAGUUGAACCAUCUUCUACAUCACUGGCUGGUGAAGUCCUGGAUCAAGCUGCUGCUGAGGUCUCAAAAGAUGUAGGAGACAUUGUGUCAGAUGCUAUUCCCGUUGACAAGGAUGAUAAGCAGGAGCAAGUGAAACCGAGUUUGACAGUAGAAGAUAAGGUUCAUACUGAGGAUAUUGACAUGACAUCUUCUCAACCUUCUGAAGGAAAGAAUGAUGAGAAGCCUGAAGAGGAUGAUGAGAAACGAAUCUCUACAAGUAUAGUGGUUGAAGAUGGAGCAACUGCAGGGGAGGCCCGGAAAGAUAGUAGUACGAAGGAGAAGUCUGAUUGUGAAGGGUCUAAAGAUGGCUGCAAGAUUGAUAAGCUAAAGCGUGCUGGAGUAGCUGCACUUUCAGCAGCUGCUGUGAAGGCAAAACUUCUGGCGGAUCAAGAAGAGGACCAAAUCCGCCAGCUGGCUGCAGCACUGAUUGAAAAGCAGUUGCAGAAACUUGAAAUGAAGCUGGCUUUCUUCAAUGAUAUGGACACCGUAAUUUUGAGGGUAAAGGAGCAACUGGACAGGUCAAGGCAGAGACUUUACCAAGAGCGAGCACAAAUAAUCGCAGCUCGCCUUGGUUAUCCUGCUUCAUCAUCAUCGUCUAAACCACCUGCCCAUCCCGCUCUAGCUGCCAACAGAAUUGCAAUGAACUUUGCGAAUGCAUUUCCAAGGCCACCGAUGGGAUUAGCUUCUGCACAAAUGACUCCAGUUUCCAGACCCAUGGGUGGUGGUGGGCUGGGGAAUAACGCUUCUUCUAACCCUUUUAACCCCACCGUGCCAGUAAAUUCAGUUAUGCCUUCUGGCCAGGAUACACCACUAUCUUCAGUUGAGACAAAAUAGUAUUCCUCGAAUGCCAGGCACCCAUUGCCUCUUUCGACACCAGUCGAUAUGGUACAUCUCACCAAGUGAGUGCUUUUUUCCUGCUUGCUAACUAACAGAUAACAAUUUCUGCUACGAUUAAACAAAUUGUCAUUUUUCUCUAUUUCCAUGCAUAUACACCUAGGAGAUCUAUAGCUUUCUCUGGAGUAGACCAGGUAACUCAAAAUGAUAUAUUGGUUGGUUUUUCUCGUUGCUGGUCUCUUGGUCAUCACAUUAACUGGUAAUGGCUGCAUGUUUAACUGCGUGACUGAAAUCCAGAUUUUAGCUUUAUCCUGCUCAAACUCGACCAAACCAGGGCUUUCAAAUGGAAAAUUGUAAAUAGUUGGUGCGUGGAAUUGUCAUAUCCGUUAUCGCAUCCUUCAAUUUCUAGGAUAAACUUCAUCAGUCUGUGUACAAAUCUUCUAUCCAUGUGGUGAAAUGAUUUCAUUAUUGUCUUUCAAUGUUUCUAUGAUUCAUUUCUGUCCUUGCUGUUACCGGUGCAUUGUGAAUGACCGAGUUCCUUAAUUCUAAUGUGUCUUGAUAUCAUAUCCUCAUUCCAGUUUAUUACCAUUAGAAGGUGCUGAAGAAAGCACCCACACAAUGGUUGAUCCCCAGAUGCUGGCUAUAUCUUGAAAAGGUUGUACGCAAUGCAAGCCGUUCUGGCCGGUUUCAAGAUUUUGAUACGCGGUGAGAAGUAAGACCAAUUGGCUAUGCUUCUUUACCUGAGCAUAAAGAUGGUCGCGGUUAAGUGAACUCCCUGAGCUGCUGGCUUUCACUAUCUUAGUCGAAAACGAGACGGUAGGGGUGUUUCGUGAUGUGCAAGUAUUGUAUGUUGUAGAAAUGGUAUGUUAGCGUAUAGUUAAAUUGAUGAUGAUGAUGAUGAUGAUGAUUGAUGACAGUAGUGUAGAAUUGACAGUGCUGACUUUGCUACUGAGCUUGUUUAUUACCAGACAUGUAACCAAUUAUUAGGGGGGAGACAUGUAGAGACUGGGGUAAAAAUAGCAUGUGUAUGUUUCUGAAAUUGUGAAUGUCAUAGAUUCACCGUCGGUGUAUUUGCCCUAAUUUUAUUUUUCCUUUGCCAACAAGUCGACCCGAGCAAAGCGAAGUCGUUUAACUUGACGUGCACGCUACAAAGAGUAAUGUAGCACACGCUCUGCCAGUGCCAUCGUCGUUCUUACCAUCAAAUUGCAAUAUUACAUUUCCACAAAUCAUUGAAAAUCUCGAUGACAUUUUGAGGAAACAUUUCUUAUUUCUUGGUAAGAAUUGACUGAGUUGAGAUGAUGAUUUCGUCGGUCCAGCUUUAACGCAUCAUACAGUUUAUAAUACAACCUAAAAGAACAA